Phytophthora nicotianae INRA-310 is the source of this 1597-nucleotide messenger RNA. RefSeq lists its product as hypothetical. The record is from RefSeq and is a predicted model, not a curated record. Bases 460 to 1533 code for a protein of 357 amino acids. Lineage: Eukaryota; Oomycota; Peronosporomycetes; Peronosporales; Peronosporaceae. The transcript has a single exon.
CGACGUGGAAAGUUUUGCUGCACCAACUCAGAGUCCGAUCGCUGCGGUCGAUCAUGUUCAUUUUGUGCUCCUUGCAGCGUGACGUACAACUUGCGUGAAAAAUAUAUAAAAAAAAAUCAACGACACGCCAAGCCUCUUCACAAAGGGCUACAUGAUGUACUUGUAUUAAAUGCACCUUGUUGGCGAUCGAAUUCCGGCUCCAGCUACAUGUACAGUAUAAGAGAGGAAGUAGCAACCGAAUUGUUCUGCUGGCAGGUUUACGUUUAAGUGUUUCAUGAUCACCGAAAAAUUAACAUAAUCAAACGCCCUAACACACCGAACAGAAAAAAUGGGACCGUCUCAGGGGUUCACACGCGGGCGCUGUACGGUACAUGUAUUGGAUGUGCUGCAGAAGCUCUCACUCUUUAUCGUACUCCUUCAUUAAACGUUCUUGCUGCAGCUCAACAAGACUUGAUAGAGAUGGAGACACAGAACGAGGAAGGCGUCCUAAUCGACAAGCACCAUUCUCAUCAUCGCGUUGGUGUUGCUCGUGGAUGCCGAGAUUUCUGGACUGGAGUGACUGUGAUCCCAACUUUUGUGCUAGUGCUGCUCGGUCUACUCGUGUUUGGUCUCGCCAUGGAGACGCAUAUUAUCUCGUGCAUGCCGCCAGUUGCUGUUCUAAACGAGGAAGAGGUUUGUGCUCCUCAAGUCCUGAAUGCCAGCACCAUCGAGUAUCAUUCCGGUCACCGAUACUACUCAGCGUUGAAAGAGAUGGAUCCACCCAUCGCCCCAACUUUUCGCGGAAAGCACACUGAGUUAUGCGAUGAAGAAGCGAGGACAAAGUCGAAGUACAGCUACUGCUUGCCGAUCUCCGGUCGGAAGGACACGCCGUUCUGCACGGCUGGAGAUCGCACGGACCUGCUCAAUAUUCGGUCUCCUAAGUCUGUUUGUUACGCAAGUGUACUGCACAUGUUGAUGGUCGAAGUCUACGAAGAGCUCAAGGCGUCGGGGAACAUUCCACUCAUCACAUUCGGCUCGUUAUUAGGAGCUGUACGCAACGGAUCGAUGAUCCCGUUCACAGAAGACACAGACAUUGGAUUCGUGAACCAACUCAACUCGAAAGAAGUAUUGAGGCACGAGUUGUGGCAGAAGGGUUAUCACAUGUUCUUCCUGGACAUUUGGCGAGUGUGCCUGGCUCCGAAUCACCCGCUAGCCCCUCGUCUCUAUGACCCGAGCUUGCCGCUGACCAAGAACUUUGCUGUGCCGUACGUCGAUCUAUACCAGAUGGGGAAACUCAGCAAUGGCUACUGGGACAUCCAAGAGCUCCAAGGCAGCAAUGGUCGGUGGAUACCGUUCGACAAGGUAGAACCGUUCACGCAAGUGACGAUCAACGGGAUGCCGUUCGACACCGUUCAUGAUCCUCAUUUCUUUUUACGAGAGGCGUACGGAUCGGAUUACAUGACACCCAAGCAACGACUACCCCCUCCGGUACAACAAGUCACCAACAAACUAAGAGAAGCAGCCAUGAGACUCACAAAAGGUGCAACACCAUAAACCAAAUAUUUGAAAAGGUACCACAUCAAUAGUACACGAAUUCAUUUGUAUUUUCAACUUGGAA